AUGCAGGGAAAAUUUUCAUUACAAAUAACGAAAUUAGAAAUAUGUAAAGGACCCAAGCAGAAAAGCUGCUGCGAUGUAAGAGCUGAAAUAGAAAACGGCGUGAAUUUGGCUUACGAUAUUGUAAUAAAACAAGAUGUUGUUCCAACGCGGGGCAAAGUAGAGGCAACAAUAAAUGGAUCUCCUUUUGUCCGCCUUCAAAUGAAGAAGCCAUGCGAUCACCUCUUCAUGAAACCGUUAUUCCAAUCCAUGCUCAAUGUUACUCAAAAUUGUGUUUUUGUUAAGGGACAUUACUUCAUACACAUUGACAUAGAGAAAGUAGCUGAGAAAUAUUACGGCGGUGAGUUUGUCUAUGGAAACUUAACAUUUAAAUCAGUCUUUUACAACGAGCAAUGCAAUUUUUCCUGCACAGUCAUACAAGUCGAAAUGUCGCCGAAGAAGAAUCAGUCAAUUGUCAACAAUGAUUAA
Messenger RNA from Leptidea sinapis, 465 nucleotides. RefSeq lists its product as uncharacterized. Bases 1 to 465 code for a protein of 154 amino acids. The record is from RefSeq and is a predicted model, not a curated record. Lineage: Eukaryota; Metazoa; Arthropoda; Insecta; Lepidoptera; Pieridae. The transcript has 4 exons.